Caenorhabditis sp. 36 PRJEB53466 is the source of this 1384-nucleotide messenger RNA. The record is from the annotation of a GenBank genome assembly. Lineage: Eukaryota; Metazoa; Nematoda; Chromadorea; Rhabditida; Rhabditidae.
AUGAAGUGGAUUUUACUCUUACUUUGUAGGUUUUGCUCUCAAGUUCCGUGAAAAUCCCUAAAUUUUUAGUCGUCGGCCCGCUUUUCGCGUUGUACAAGGAGCGAGGAGCCGUCGUGCACCUGACAGACGAGAAUUUCUCAUCAAAAGUGAUUGCAAGCGAUCAAAUCUGGAUUGUCAAGUUUUAUUCGCCAAAGUGAGUAACCGGCUCUUAAUUUUUAAAAAAUUCCGCUUAAUUUCAGUUGUGGUCACUGCAAAAACCUGGUUCCGGAGUACAUAAAAGCGGCGGAGGUUCUGAAAGGCGUGGCCAACGUGGCAGCGAUCGACGCGACCGCCAACCCGAAAUACGCGAAAAAGUAUGCCAUUCAAGGCUAUCCGACGAUCAAAAUCUUCGACGCGCUCGACAAACGGAAGCCGACAGAGUACACGGGAAAGCGAACGGCGAAAGGACUGACGGACGCGGUCAAGAAGGUGAUUUUGAAGACGAUCAACUCGAGAACCGACGAUGAAUGGAAGGAGACGACGGGAACCGUCACCGAGCUCACCGACGCGAAUUUCGACAGAUUGGUGAUUAAUAGCAAGGAGAUCUGGAUGGUCGAGUUCUUCGCGCCGUGGUGCGGACACUGUCAGAAGCUUGAGCCCGAGUGGCGGAAGGCCGCCGAGAAAACCGGGAAUCUCGUUCGAUUCGGAGCCCUCGACGCGACGGUUCAUAAGAAAACGGCGGAGAAAUUCAACAUUCAAGGAUUUCCGACGAUCAAAUUCUUCCCUCCCGGAAGCAGUGCGGCGGACGCCGAGAAUUAUCCGAACGGACGCACCGCCCAGGAACUCAUCUCUUUCGCCAACGCCCUCUCCGUCACUUACGCGGCCGCGCCGGAAGUCGUCGAAGCAACCAGCAGAGGCGUCGCGAUGGAAGCCUGCCGGGAGAAGCAGUUGUGCAUGUUCGUGUUCCUGCCGAGCAUCUAUGACUGUCAAUCGAAGUGCCGUAAGGAGCACAUCAAAAUGCUGAAGAAACUGGCGGAAAAGUUCAAGGGACGCAAGUACGGAUGGUUGUGGAUGGAGGCGGGCGCGCAGAAGGACGUCGAGCACGCUUUUGGAGUCGGAAACUCGGGAUAUCCGGUCCUCGCCGCCCUGAAUCCUUCGAAAAUGAAGUACGCCGUCCAAAUCGGUUCGUUCGCCGAGCAUGCGAUCAAGGAGUUUCUCGAUUCUCUCGGAUACGGAAGGGCGAGAGUUUCCACUAUUGAGGUUGGCGAAAUUUUGAAUUCUAGGCCUAAUUUUUUUGAAUUUUCAGGACUCGAAGCAGGAGAAUAACUUUUUGAAGCUGGUCGAGACCCCGAAAUGGGAUGGAAAGGACAAGCGGCUUCCAGAGGAGGCCAAGGAGGAACUCUAA